CCGUUUUUUAUUUGGAAGCACAGUCGAUUUGACUAGCAAUUACCUAAAACAUUUUGUAAAAUGGCUUCACAAAAAUUGUUCAUUGCUACCUUCGUAGUAAUCUGCAUUUCUGGUUGCUUGGGAGGCCCUUCAUUAGCAGCAGUCCCAGCAGCAGUUGCUGCAGUACCAGCAGCAUAUUCUGUACCAUACGCUUCAUCAUACACUGCCAGUGUUGUCAAUCAUGGUAUUGCUGCUCCAGUUGUAGCUGCACCAGCUAGAGUUGCUGCCGCUCCUUUGGUUGCUGCUCCAGCAGUAGCUCCCGCACCUAUUGCCUACAGUGCUUAUGGUGCAGCUCUACCAGCAGCUUACAGUGCUUUCCCUGCGGCGUACAGUGCAUUACCAGCAGCUUACAGUGCAUUACCAGCAGCUUACAGUGCUUUACCUGCAGCUUAUAGUGCUUUUCCUGCACCUUUACCCGCAUCUCCCGUCGUCGUUAGGAAGUAA
Molecule: messenger RNA, 483 nt
Organism: Diorhabda carinulata
Lineage: Eukaryota; Metazoa; Arthropoda; Insecta; Coleoptera; Chrysomelidae
Product: cuticle protein 38-like
Exons: 2
Coding region: 61-483 (140 amino acids)
Source: RefSeq, a predicted model, not a curated record